CUUCACAUCUAACAGACGUUCCCCCGAUCGUACCCCGUUGCUAAACUAGAGGCUUUGGAUAACAUCGGACCCUUCGAAGACAAGAUAUUUGUGAUGCAGGGAGGCGGAUUCUUCUUCUUGGUGGUUGGCCUCGUGUUGAGUCGCCACGCAGAGGGACAGACCAGCGCAAACCUGAAUCAAGGAUGCCAACGGGAGGACGGUGGAUCCAUGAUACUGCGGGGUUUGUCUGGCACCAUAUCCAGCCCCGGUUACCCGACCAUGUACCCGCCUAACUCUGCCUGCGCGUAUGUAAUCACGGUGGAUGAAGGCAAACGGAUCAUCAUAGUCUUCAAUGCGUUGGACAUCGAGCAACAGUCUGCGUGUAGCUACGACUACCUCCAGGUUCGUGAUGGUGCCGAAACCACGGCCGACUCCCUGGCCAAGGUUUGCGGUAACACACUCCCAGACCCGAUAACCAGCACAGGGAACAGCGUACUCAUCAACUUUAGGUCGGAUACGAGCGUUGGCGGCGAGGGUUUUGACCUGGAGUGGUCGGUGGAGUGCCUGCCGGACCUGUUCUCCUGCGACUACGCCGCCACCUGCAUCGAACAGUCCCGGAAGUGCGACCUGGUCCAGGACUGCGACGACUGGGCGGACGAGGGGGAAGAGUGCUUGGCGCAGGGUCUGGGGGCUUACGCUGCCUUCAGCGCAGGGUGCCAAAGCGACGUCCAGAACAUCGCGGAUUUCGGCAACCUGAGUACUCCCAACUACCCUGACUUCUACAUCGCCGGGAUGGACUGUAGCUGGUCCCUGACCGCGGCUCCUGAGUCGGACGGACGCUACCCCGUCCUCAUGGCUAGCUUCACGGGCGACUUCGGCGUCGCCUGCAGCUCAGGUAGCAUUCAGAUCAGAACCACUGACAGCAACGGACAGGUCGCGAGCACGACCAAGUGUGGGGAGCGCGGCGGACCGGUCGAGAUCGGCGCGGAGGAGGGACAGACCAUGACCCUGACCUUCUCCCCGAGCUCCCAACCUAUCGGACACGGCUACAUGGUGGAGUGGAGCCUCUGCCCGCCGGAUUCCCUGGCGUGUCCGGAGAUCGGAGAGUGUUUCCCUCCGGAAAGCGGAGUGACCACCUGCCCAAGCAGUAUGCCUACAACACAGGCGACGGCGACCGGUGCUGGGGUCAGCUCGGGAAGCGGAGUGACUGGGGGAACUACGCUCCGCAGAAGCUCCACCGUGCGCCCGAACAUCGUCACUACAACGGCCUCGGACAACUCGACAAUGUUCACUGAAGGUCCAGACAACACCGUGUGCUACAGCUGCGAGGGAACAGACCGGCAGUGCAUGACGGGAAACGGAAUAGGGGGAACUGCCAUGGAGUGUCAAGAGGAUGAGGCAUGCUGGGUGGAACGGAUCGGAGAGGGGCAGAACGUGUCGUACAGGCGGAGCUGCCAGCCGUCCUGCAACGCCUACAGGGCGUACGAGAUCUGCAUGACAGCCGACGGGCAGGACAAGGUGUGCAAACUGUGCUGCACGGAGGACAGGUGCAACACUCACGUCCUGACGGGCCACAACGACCCUCGGGCCCCCGCCCUCAGUGGCAACAGCGGUGCCGAGGGGAUCCUGGCGUCCCUUGGGCUUUUGUCCGUCCUUGCGCUGGCAGUGUGUGCGGAUAUUCUGUCACUUAUUGAUUAA
Molecule: messenger RNA, 1677 nt
Organism: Branchiostoma belcheri (Belcher's lancelet)
Lineage: Eukaryota; Metazoa; Chordata; Leptocardii; Amphioxiformes; Branchiostomatidae
Product: tolloid-like protein 2
Exons: 13
Coding region: 94-1677 (527 amino acids)
Molecular function (GO): protein binding
Source: RefSeq, a predicted model, not a curated record